UGUUGUUAUAUUUCUGAUAAAUUGUAUUGCGCGAAUUUGUAAAACAAUAUUUAAAACCAAAAAUUUUAAUCUGAACGAGAGCAAGGUACCAAAGAAUACUUCAACCCACUCCAGCAAUGCCUACUUACUCAGGAAAAAAGGAAUUAGACAAUAAAAUUUCAUUAUGGCUAUGCUGGGAUCGCAACAAGAAAACCCAUUGCGAAAUACAGGAGUUGGUUAACAAGAAGGAAUGGUGUACUUUGAAAACGCGUUUGCUGGAUCGUUUAACAUUCGGCACAGCAGGAUUGCGUGGUGUUAUGCGUGCUGGGUUUAAUUCCAUGAAUGAUCUCGUUAUUGUACAAACUGCUCAGGGCUUAUGUGAAUAUAUCUUAAAACAAUUUCCAAAUAGUAAAGAUCAGGCUGAACGUGGUAUUGUUCUUGGCUAUGAUGGGCGACAUAAUAGCAGACGUUUUGCUGAACUAUCCGCUAGCGUUUUCUUGCAACGUAAUAUUAAGGUACGUCUCUAUAGUCGAAUGGUACCUACACCUUUUGUACCAUUUGCUAUAAUGCAAUUACAAUGCUUAGCAGGAGUGAUGGUAACAGCCUCACAUAAUCCUAAAGAAGAUAACGGUUAUAAGGUUUAUUGGGAGAACGGCGCGCAAAUUAUACCGCCACAUGACAAGAACAUACAACGUUCUAUUGAAGAGAAUCUAGAACCAAAAGAUAGUUCAUGGAAUACAGAUAUAUUAUGUGAACAUCCUUUACUCGAAGAUCCUUAUGAAACUAUGAAUCGUACAUAUUUUGAACUUUUGCUGGCAAAUAUACCCAAAAAAUACAUGGAAAUAAAUAAAACUAGUAGACUAUCUUUUGUGUAUACAGCAAUGCAUGGUGUAGGUCAUCCUUAUGUACAGCAGGGUAUGUGCACUGCUAAAAUGGGUCAUCGUAUUGUUUCUGUACCCGAACAAAUGGAAGCGGAUCCUGAGUUUUCUACUGUUGUUUUUCCAAAUCCAGAAGAAGGCAAAAGCGCACUCGAUUUAUCAAUAAAGUUAGCUGACAGGGAAGGCAUAACUAUUAUAUUAGCUAACGAUCCAGAUGCUGAUCGUUUGGCAUGUGCUGAAAAGAGUAGAACAACUGGAGAAUGGAAGGUUUUUAACGGCAAUGAAUUGGGUGCAUUAUUAGGCUGGUGGGCACUACAAAACUUCCGAUCUCUACAUCCAGAAGUAUACUCCAUAGAUAGUUAUAUGAUUGCUAGCACGGUUAGUUCAAAAAUCUUAGGCACAAUUGCUACCCUUGAGGGCUUUAACUUUGUAGAAACACUUACCGGUUUUAAAUGGAUGGGAAAUAAAGCAAAAGAACUGAUGGAUGCGAAAAAAAAGGUUUUGUUUGCUUUUGAAGAGGCUAUUGGCUUUAUGUUCACUACUACUGUACUUGAUAAAGAUGGAGUUAGCGCUGCUGUGCACUUGGCAACAAUGGCUUGUUAUCUUAAAGAGAAAUUUAAUAUUUCACUUACUGAGAAACUGAAUGAAAUUUAUGAUAAAUAUGGUUUUCAUUGCACCAAAGUUUCUUAUUUCCUCUGCUAUGAACAACCCGUUAUAGAACGUAUAUUCGAAAGAUUGCGUAAUUUUCAGGAUGGCAAACCAAAAACUUAUCCUAAGUCAAUACUUAAUGGUCGAUUUCCAAUACAAUAUGUUCGCGAUUUAACUACUGGUGUAGAUACAUCCCAAAAAGAUGGCAGAGCUAUUUUACCAGUUAGCAAGAGUACUCAAAUGAUUACUUUUACAUUUGAAAAUGGUUUGGUCAUCACAUUGCGUACCAGUGGAACGGAACCAAAAAUUAAAUACUAUGCUGAAUUGAUAUGUAAACCUGAUCAGAAAGAUUGGGAUGAACGCCGCAAAGUACUGGAUAUAAUGGUAGAAGCUAUCGUUGAAGAAUUCUAUCAACCAAAAUUAAAUAAUCUCACUCCUAAAAAAGAUUAAAUUUCAUCGUAGCAAUGUAAGCCUAUAGAUGAUAUCAUUUUUUACGGAUCACUUUAUUUAUUUUUUUAUAUCGAAGUCUAUUUAUUUAGUUAAUCAAUUUUUUAUGAAUUUUUUGUAUUUGUAACAAUAUUACGAGCUCGUAAAUAUUGUUGCAACGUGAUACUAUUUGUUAUCAACAUAUUAUAAGCUGUUUUAUUAUUUUUAAUGUAUUUUAUUGUUUCUGUUAAUUUAUUGUUACUUAAUCACUGUCGAGGAGUUAAUUCAGUUUUAUUUGUGUUAAAAAUAAUUUCAAUAGCCAAUAACGAGACAUUCCUUUUGGAAACAUAUUUUUUUUAUUUUGUUAUAAAAUAUUUACGAUUGAUUUUCGUACUCAUAAUAAAUAACGCAACCAGAAAUUGUUUGCAUUUA
Molecule: messenger RNA, 2363 nt
Organism: Teleopsis dalmanni
Lineage: Eukaryota; Metazoa; Arthropoda; Insecta; Diptera; Diopsidae
Product: phosphoglucomutase-2-like
Exons: 4
Coding region: 117-1955 (612 amino acids)
Biological process (GO): purine ribonucleoside salvage; carbohydrate metabolic process
Molecular function (GO): magnesium ion binding; phosphopentomutase activity
Source: RefSeq, a predicted model, not a curated record